Messenger RNA from Quercus robur (English oak), 807 nucleotides. RefSeq lists its product as uncharacterized. The transcript has 2 exons. Lineage: Eukaryota; Viridiplantae; Streptophyta; Magnoliopsida; Fagales; Fagaceae. The record is from RefSeq and is a predicted model, not a curated record. The coding region runs from base 1 to 807 and encodes 268 amino acids.
AUGGCCAUCAUUUUGAGGUUUGUUGAUAAAGAAGGUUUCAUUAAAGAGCGUUUCUUUCAUGUUGUGCAUGUUAGAGACACUACUGCAUUGACUUUAAAGAAUGAGAUAUGUGCUGUCCUUUCUCGUUACAACCUCCACAUUGAAAAUAUUCGAGGUCAAGGAUAUGAUGGGGCUAGUAAUAUGCGUGGUGAAUGGAAUGGAUUACAAGCUCUUUUUCUUAAAGAUUGCCCAUAUGCUUAUUAUGUACAUUGUAUGGCUCAUAGGUUGCAAUUAGCUCUAGUUACAGCAUCUAGAGAAGUAAAAGAUGUUCAUCGAUUCUUUGAUCAUUUGGUUAAUAUUAUCAAUAUUGUUGUUGGUUCUAGUAAGCGUAAUGAUGAAUUGCAACAUGCUCAAGCAGAACAAGCUGAGAAUAUGAUUGCUUCUAAUGAAAUUGAGACUGGAAGAUGUGCAAACCAGAUUGGUACUUUGCAACGAGCUGGAGAUACUAGGUGGGGAUCUCAUUUUCAAUCUAUUUGUAGUUUGAUUAAAAUGUUUGAUGCUACUUGCAAAGUUAUCAACACUAUCUCUGAGGAAGGGGCUAACUAUAAACAAUGCGGUGAUGCCGAGGGAGCUUAUCAGUUGAGAGAUGAUGGAUGGGAGCUUUUACUUGCUAGUGUUAUAUCAUUUUGUGAGCAACAUGAAAUUGAUAUUCCUGAUAUGAAUGCUCGUUACACUAAAGGUCGAGGUAGAUAUCGUCGUCAAGAUGACGAUUUAACAAUGAAACAUCAUUUUAGAAUUGACAUAUUUACAGUUGCAAUAGACUUUUAA